Messenger RNA from Prunus armeniaca (apricot), 1077 nucleotides. Lineage: Eukaryota; Viridiplantae; Streptophyta; Magnoliopsida; Rosales; Rosaceae. The record is from the annotation of a GenBank genome assembly.
AUGGCUCAAGGCCACAGCAUACCUCUCAUAGACAUAGCCAAAUUAUUUGCUUCUCAUGGUGUAAAAUCCACCUUAAUAACCACUCCUCUCAAUGCACCACUUUUGUCAAAAGCAAUCCAAAGCAGCAAAAAUUUGGGGUUUGAGAUUGAAAUUCUUGUCAUCCAAUUUCCAGCUAUUGAAGUUGGGUUGCCUCAAGGAUUUGAGAUUACUAGCAUGGCUACAACCCAUGAGAUGAAAGAAAAGUUCUUCAAAGCUACCUUCCUGCUUGAGCCACAGAUUGAGCAGAUUUUAGACCAACACCGACCUCACUGCCUCGUUGCUGAUUCAUUCUUUCCUUGGGCUACAGACGUUGCUGCCAAGUUUGGAAUUCCAAGGCUCAUAUUUCAUGGACCUGGUUUUUUCCCUUUGUGUGCUGCAACCAUUGUCAUAUUGAAGGAGCCUCAAAAGAAGGUAUCAUCUGAUUCAGAAGUUUUUACUAUUCCUAAUCUCCCGGUUGAAAUCAAGAUGACACGAAACCAAGUACCGACUAUGUUGGAGAAAAAUGCUGAUACAAUUUUGUCCAAGUUGUUCAAAGAAUCCAGAGAGUGUGAGGAAAGGAGCUAUGGUAUUAUUGUUAAUACUUUCUAUGAACUUGAGCCAGCUUUUGCAGAUCAUUACAGGAAGGUGUUUGGGAGGAAGGCAUGGCAUAUAGGCCCGGUUUCCUUAUGCAACAAGGCAGUAGGGAAUAAAACAGAGAUAAGGGGAAUGGAAGCCUCCCUUGAUGAACAUGAGUGCUUGAAUUGGCUCAAUACUAAGAAAAUCAAUUCAGUUGUUUACAUAUGUUUUGGAAGCCUGACCAAUUUCAGUGAUCCUCAGCUCCUUGAAAUUGCUUUGGGGCUUGAGGCUUAUGGGCAGGAAUUCAUUUGGGUUGUGAAGAAAGAAAAGAAAGAAAAGGAAGAGUGGUUGCCUGAAGGGUUUGAACAGAGAAUGGAAGGCAAGGGAGUAAUUAUAAGAGGUUGGGCUCCACAGGUGCUGAUUCUGGAGCAUCAAGCAAUUGGAGGCUUUGUAACUCACUGUGGGGUGGAACUCUAUCCUUGA